Desarmillaria tabescens is the source of this 1908-nucleotide messenger RNA. RefSeq lists its product as uncharacterized. Lineage: Eukaryota; Fungi; Basidiomycota; Agaricomycetes; Agaricales; Physalacriaceae. The record is from RefSeq and is a predicted model, not a curated record. Gene Ontology annotation, biological process: D-sorbitol catabolic process. Gene Ontology annotation, molecular function: L-iditol 2-dehydrogenase (NAD+) activity; zinc ion binding. The transcript is spliced from 17 exons. The coding region runs from base 1 to 1908 and encodes 635 amino acids.
AUGUUGACGGCAUCAAUUGCCGCGGCGGUAUCGAGCAAGGAGCUCGACGACUACGAGAGGCCCAUGAUAUUCUCUUAUGCUUUCACGGACGCUAGUUCAGUCUAUGGCGUCUUUCCACGGCAGUAUCAAGCAACAGGCUCGAUGACUAUGACAGGCCCAUGUUAUAAUUUUAUUCUUGCUGUCCGUCGUUCGUCAGUUCAGCCUAAGUAUAAGGAACCGUUGACUAGUAACAUUGGAGAUAUGGCUACGGGAGUCGUUGAAAGAUUGUUGGAUUUGGAUAGCGGCGGAAAUUCCGUUCAGAGUGCGGGGAUGAAUCCAAGGUUCUAUACGUUGGCCUUCGGGCUCGUGCUAGACAUCGACCGUCAUACAGCACCGUCCAGCUUUCAGCCCGUCGUUUACGGGCACCAGGGCUCUCCUUUAACGAGCCUUGACUUUGUUUCAGAGAGCACAGACGACGCAGGACAGGAUGUCAUGCUACUGUCAUUGAAUACAACCAUGCGGAAGGGGAUGGAGCUGGACUUUGCUAGUUCACUGGAGGGGGGUACUACGCGUGAGGCAAAGUGUAGACCGUGUAUAUCUCAUGUACACUAUACUACGGACAAUGCUCCAAGUCAAGAUUACAAAGUAGACUACAGUACAGAGAGAUCGAGGAAGCGGGCGCGCGAGGUUGAAGACUCAUUCGCUCGGUUUCUGGACCGUGAGGGGCAAGAACUCGGCCCGAACUCGAACCGAGCAGUGAGGCGAUGCUGGCCUAAGGGAUGUAUAGAAUGGGAGUCGGCGUUGCAGAAGAUGAGCUUGCGACCUGAGAGGGAUGCAGCAGAGGGGCGGACCCAAAGCAUAAAGCUUAAAGACUCACCGUGGGAUGGUCGUCUGUGGCUGUGGAAGGAAGUCGUCGACUUGGGAGGCGUGCAAGAUGCGGAAGAGACGUCGGUGGCUGUGGAGAAAGGUCGUCGUCUUGAGGGAUGGCCUGAGAGGGAGGGAGUCGUCUAUUUGGAAGGGAAGAGGGUCGUAGACAUGAUGGGAGUCCAACCUGCAUUACUAUCUUACGCGCGUAACGGUGCCUUUGCUCUUCAAGCGCCCCUCGUCCUUGGCCACGAAUCAGCGGGAAUCAUCACAUCCGUUGGGCCUCUCGUCACGCACCUCCGUCCCGGUCAGCACGUCGCUAUUGAAGCCGGAAUCCUUUGUGGAUCAUGCGAAUAUUGCAGAUCUAACCGGUAUAACCUCUGUGAGGGGAUGCGCUUCCGGAGCAGUGCUAAAUCGUUCCCCCAUCUCGAUGGUACGAUGCAGGCGCGGAUAAACCACCCUGCGAAACAUGUGCAUAUGCUGCCCCGCAGGGUAUCGUGCGAGCAGGGAGCAUUCACGGAGCCUUUGUCUGUUGUAUUGCAAGCAUCGAAACGGGCUGGAGUUUCGAGAAACACACGCAAAGUACUUGCAUUUGGGGCUGAAGCUAUCGGGAUGCUGGCUGCUGGACUCGCGCGUUCAACGUCAACGUUCAACGAUCAUAAAAGUAGAGACGACGUGUUCCGCGAAAUUAAACUCUGGAAGGGUUUCAUCUACAAACGUUCAAAGGGUGUGCCUGUAGAUUGUCUAUCGCCGCAGGCCCCAGCAAAAGGCAUUGAUGAUCUCGAGCAGAGGUAUUUGGCGGAGGAUAUGAUGUCGUAUAUGAAUAUACUGGUGCUGAACUGUGUAUUCAAAUGGCUGUCUAUGUGGGUACCUCUUCUUUUCCGGCUUUCUCGAAUUCUGGCUAAUGUCAAUCAGAGUGCGAAAAGCGGGGGAAAGGUCCUUCUCAUUGGAAUGGGCACGCCUAACGCUUUGAUACCCAUAAGCAUCCUUCCUCCCUUCUUCGUGUCAACGGGUUCUACACUUCUGACGCAUGAAUAUCUCAUCUCAUCGUCAUCGAUAUCAUAG